Molecule: messenger RNA, 1052 nt
Organism: Dermacentor albipictus
Lineage: Eukaryota; Metazoa; Arthropoda; Arachnida; Ixodida; Ixodidae
Source: RefSeq, a predicted model, not a curated record
AUUCAUGUCCCUGAAUGCAUAGUGAGUGCCUCGACACUGGCAGCCUUGAUGCCUUGAGGUAUAGAAUACUAGCAUACCCAACGCCCAGGGCAUCCUGUGAGGCACCCCUCCGGAAAGUAAAGCAGGGCGCACAGAUCCACCGGACUGUAAGGUGACGAAAACGAAGAUGGUGUUCCGUGGCGCGCACGCGAGCCCGGCCUUGCACCACUCCGGCGAGAGCAUGACCACCGAGAGCGAGCUGUCGUCCAGCAUGGAGGAGGCGUCGGCGUCCAGUAACUGGAGCGGCGGCAACGGGUCGGAGGCGGCGGCCAGCUGCGACGUGUCCCCGCAGGUGCCGGAGGGCAUCCAGGCGCUCAUGUACCUCAUGUACAUCGCCGUAUCGGUGGCAGCCAUUGGCGGAAACGGCAUCGUCUGCUACAUCGUGAUUGCCUACCAGCGCAUGCGCACCGUCACGAACAUGUUCAUCAUGAACCUGGCCAUCGGCGACAUUUUGAUGGCCUGCCUUUGCAUCCCAUUCACUUUCGUGUCCAACCUUCUGCUGGGCUACUGGCCUUUCGGCGGCGUCAUGUGCGUGUUGGUAACGUACGCGCAAUGCGUGACCGUCUUCAUCUCGGCCUACACUCUGAUCGCUAUCUCGGUGGACCGGUACACGGCCAUCGUGUACCCGCUGCGGCCCCGCAUGACCAAGCUGCGCUCCAAGCUCAUCAUUGCGCUUGUCUGGCUCGUGGCGCUGGUGACGCCGCUGCCCACGGCGCUCGUGACGCAGCUGGUGCCGCACCCGUGCGCCAACCGCACCUACUACUGCCUCGAGCAGUGGGGGCGGCCCGAGCAGACCGCCUACUACAGCAUGGCGCUCAUGAUACUCCAGUACUUCUUCCCGCUGCUCGUGCUCAUCUUCACGUACACGCGCAUCGCGGUCGUCGUCUGGGGAAAGGAGACUCCCGGCGAAGCCCAGGACGCCCGCGACCAGCGGAUGGCUGCCUCCAAGCGAAAGAUGCUCUCGGUCGACUAGUCGCUCCUCCCUUGUCCUCCAUGUUCGACGCUGGUGCCAG